Messenger RNA from Mesorhabditis belari, 1065 nucleotides. The record is from the annotation of a GenBank genome assembly. Lineage: Eukaryota; Metazoa; Nematoda; Chromadorea; Rhabditida; Rhabditidae.
AUGGCCAAGAAGUCAGUGUACCGAGAUGCGAUCAUCGACCUACACAAGCAUGACGUUUUGGCUUUCAAAUUCGUCUUCAAAUCGCUCAAUUGUGCACUCUGUUCGACGCCGUACUCAAAAACGGCAAAUGAAGUAAAUACACCGACACAAACUUGGUGUGUCGAUAUUCAAGCAAUGUGCAUGAAAUGUCAUGAAGAGCAACGAGCAAGAGCCCCAGCGCUUCGAGCACAUCAAUGCAAAGAUCCAUAUUGUUUCGAGUACACGCCGUGUCCUUCAUAUUGCUUUAUGGAAUUGCUCUCAAGUGGGUGCUUUACGUUGAAUCAAAAUUUGAUGGGAUACGUUCAAACAACUCAAUCAAUCACAAUUCCUGAGUGUCCGAUUUGUAAUGAAGAAUACUCAAUCGAAAACUCACAAAGAGAACCAUUCAUCCUCUACUGUGGCCACGGGAUGUGUAAUGAGUGUUUUGCUAAAAUGUCAAAACCAAUAACCCAUACCAGCUUGAAAUAUAAUCUCGAAUGUCCACAAUGCAAACGGCGCACUGCUUAUGCUCAAGAAUCAUGGGAGAAUCCAUUGAAAAUCUUUUUGCGAGAACUGUCGGAGAAACAAACUGAAUUGAAAAGAACAUGUGGUGAUUGCGAGAAAGAGGCGCCUUUGUUUGAAAUGUUUCAAUGUAACGAUUGUGGAAAAGUAAUGUUCUGUGCUUUAUGUGGAAUGAGAAAGCAUCAUUCGCAUAAAAUUGUCGAUUUGGGAGUUGUAGAGGUGAAGAAAUGGAUGAAUGCAACUUAUGAAGCGAUCACCCCGCAAAUUAAAGCUUAUGAUGUCUGUUUUCCCGAACUUCAAGCGGAUUUGAUUGAAAAAAUCCACAAUUUUCAAGCGAAAGCUCUUGAAAAAGUCGGCAAAAUUGAGGGGUUAAGUUAUGAUCCAGCAAAGGACGAACUACGGGAUUGUUUGGCUAUUGGUGCGAAAUUGGAGGGGAUUUGUGAGAAAUAUUUGGGCGAUUUGCGAUCAUGUAACACUGGGAUUGAGAAGCUGCUCAGCAGAUUCGAUGAGGCAAAAGAAACUUCA